Messenger RNA from Ornithorhynchus anatinus (platypus), 1373 nucleotides. It is a transcript of the gene MIS12, whose product is annotated as MIS12 kinetochore complex component. NCBI's taxonomy places the organism in Eukaryota, Metazoa, Chordata, Mammalia, Monotremata, Ornithorhynchidae. Gene Ontology annotation, cellular component: chromosome, centromeric region; nucleus. The transcript has 2 exons. Gene Ontology annotation, biological process: kinetochore assembly; mitotic sister chromatid segregation; protein localization to kinetochore. The record is from RefSeq and is a predicted model, not a curated record. The coding region runs from base 86 to 706 and encodes 206 amino acids.
UCCCCCCGCCGGGGCCGUUACCCGGACCGGGGGCCGAGGCUUCGGCGUCGCCUGGACGCCUCCCGGCGGCGUCCCGGCCGCCGAGAUGUCCGUCAACCCGAUGACCUACGAGGCGCAGUUCUUCGGCUUCACGCCCCAGACGUGCCUGCUGCGCAUCUACGUCGCCUUCCAGGAUUACCUGUUCGAGGUGAUGCUGACCGUGGAGAGGGUCAUCCUGAAGCGGCUGGAGGCCGCGCCCGGCAGCGGGGUCAGCCCGGUCCAGAUCCGCAAGGGCACGGAGAAGUUCCUGCGCUUCCUCAAGGAGCGCUUCGACGGCCUGUUCGGCACCAUGGAGACGGUGCUGCUGCAGCUCGUGCUCCGCGUCCCCGACCACGUCCUGCUCCCCGAAGACCGGAGCCACGCACGCCACCCGCGCGGCCCGGAGGAGCUGGCGCGGCUCCGGGAGGAGGCCGACCGGCUGCGGGGCCGGUACGAGGCCGAGGUGCGCGCCGGCCGGGCCCUCCUGGCCGAGCUGGAGGAGCAGCGGGCGGCCCGGGCCGAGCUGGAGAAGACGCUGCGCUGGUUCGACGGGCUGGAGAACGCCUGGCGGGAGCACGGCAGCGGGGACCCCCGGGAGAGCCUGGCCUUCCUCAUCCGCAGCUCCGACAGGCUCCGGGCCGUCGUCGGGGAUGUGGAGAGGAAGGGCCGGAGGCUCCACCUGUCCUAACGUGCCAGCCCCCGGCCCUUCCCUCCCUCCCUCCCCCGGCUGGGCCUUCGCCUCACCCGGCCCUCGGGGGCCGGUGGGCGAGAGGGCGUGGGUUUCUCCCGCGAGGAAGUCCUUUCCCGUUCGAAUUCUGACCUGCUGGCCGUGCUCAAGUCCGGAGUGAUGGGGGCUGCCCGCCCCCUCGGGUCACGGGCUGGGGCGGACGGCUGGCCGAAUCCCGGGGCGGGGGAGGGCAGGCGGGCGGGAGACGCGGGAAAAGGCUCGGAGCACGGUGCAGGAAAGCUCCCGGCGGGGCCGCCGACGGAGAGGGCUCUCGGGUCCACGCCGGGGGGUCGGAGGGGAAGAUGGACCGAGGGUCUCCCACGGAGAUCCAGUUUUCUUUUCCCACGGAGACGAAUCAGGAGAAGGCAAAACCUCCCGGGCCCACCCGCCAAAUCACGCCGCACCUACCGGCUCCGGAUCCUUCGGCCUCGGCCUCCUCCCGGGGCUUUGCCGGGAACCCGAGCGGUAGGUGUUUGAUUGAGUUUUGCAAAGAUUUUUCCUCUACCCCCCCCCCGGUUAUUCUUUGUAGGCUGGCUCACGGAAGAAGCUAAAGUGUGGGAAGAUAGGUUCAUUUUUGAGUUGUGAACUGCAGCCUUAUUAUUAAUAAUAAUAACGGUAAUCGUGUUUA